CCGGAUUUCCCAAUUCAUUCUCGCCCUUGUCUGUCUUCGCUAUCUCGCUGAAUCACAGAGCUGAAUCGCCUGUUUCUAAACCCUAAUCCCCUGAUUCCCGCCUUCAAUUUGCAAGUUUCUUGAACCUCUCCUCUGUUCUGCGGCUUUUCCUGGACUUUCGGAAACCUUUCAGGCGAAGCAUAGCCAGCUAGGGUUUCUCGAAGCUCGCCUGCGAGCUGGCUAUGGAGUACGGGGCGUACGACAGCAGCGGGACUGAUGACGAUCUUCCACCCACACAUCAAAAUAGAAUUCCCAGAGGAGGACGGGUUGCUGGUAAUGGAAGAUCUUCUGCUGUCAUGGCUCCGAUGCCUUAUCCCAAAGGGUAUGGAGAAACUGAUAUGGAGGCUCAAAUCCACCAGCUUGAGCAAGAAGCUUACAGUUCAGUUCUUAGAGCCUUUAAGGCACAGGCUGAUGCCAUUACUUGGGAAAAGGAAAGUUUGAUAACUGAGCUUAGAAAAGAACUGAGAUUGUCAAAUGAAGAACACAGGGAGCUUCUUGGUAGAGUCAAUUCCGAUGAUGUUAUCCGAAGAAUACGGGAGUGGAGACAAUCUGGUGUGAAUCAGCAAGGCAUAAUGAGCACUGUUCAACCUGUUCAUGAUCCAGUACCCAGCCCUUCAGUUUCAGCUCCUAGAAAGAAACAGAAAAUACCCCCGUCUUUACCCCCUCAAUCCUUUGGUGGGCCAUCACCCAGUUUUCACCCACAGACUAUGAUUACACAGAACCAACCACCUUCCUUGGCUCCUGCUGCUCCACAGAGAGGACCUUUAAUGGGACCCAAGGGGAAAAAACACAAAUCUAUGCCGCCUGGUAUGAAAAUGCAAUUUCCUCCAUCUGGGAGAGGUCAGUUUUCCAAUCGGAUUUCUCAGCCUGCUGACGGAGUGUCUAAUGAAUCAAUGAUUGGGAGGAAACUGAGGACUAGGUGGCCCGAUGACAAUAAUUUCUACGAGGCUGUCAUUACUGAUUAUGACCCAACACUGGGACGACAUCGUCUUCUUUAUGACAUGGAGACCGAAAGCGAGACAUGGGAAUGGGUGAAGCUAUCAGAGAUUUCUCCAGAUGAUAUACAAUGGGACGAUGGCCCAGGCCUUAUAAUCAAUAGAACAAUGGGCCGUGAUAGUGCCCCGGGUGUAGGGAGAGGCCGCGGCAUGACUAAGCCUCAAUCUAGAAAAGAGUUUCCGCCGUCACAAAAUGGCAUUGGAAAGAAAGUCUUGGGUGAUAUUCAGUUACUUCACACAGAUACGUUGAUCAAGGAGGUGGAGAGGGUAUUUAGUGCAAGCAAUCCAAAUCCAUUGGAGGUUGAAAAGGCAAAGAAAGUGUUGAAGGAGCAUGAGCAAGCACUUAUAGAUGCCAUUUCAAGGCUAGGAGAUAUCUCUGAAGGUGAACAUGCAGAUGAACGCGGUCAUUUCAUGCACGGUCAAGAAUGAUGAAGUGCGAUGUCCCGGUCAGUUAGCACUGUGGUGGUUUUUGGGAGGGAAUUGUUUACUUUUAAAAUUAUAGUGGAGAGAUAUAGUCACAUGAAGAAGGAUGAUAUAAGAAAAAGAAGAAGCCUUUUUGUUGGGGUUUUUCCAGUGUUUGUGUAAAAUGGCAGCUUAGCUUUGUUUGUAAAAUGCUCCCCUCCUUCAACUGUAACUUGUACUCUAACAAACAACUGAAGAGGUCAACUUGGAGAUUAUGUCCUAAAGUUGCCUCAUAUUCCUAGGGUAGAAGAGGUUAAUUAACAUGAGAUGUAAAAUAGACAAAUUGUUUUUUUUUGUCAGGUUGGAAUUGUUCAAAUGGUAUUUCAUUA
Messenger RNA from Cuscuta campestris, 1825 nucleotides. The record is from the annotation of a GenBank genome assembly. NCBI's taxonomy places the organism in Eukaryota, Viridiplantae, Streptophyta, Magnoliopsida, Solanales, Convolvulaceae.